This is a messenger RNA of Mesitornis unicolor (brown roatelo), 582 nucleotides long. Its product is annotated as 5-hydroxytryptamine receptor 1A-like. Gene Ontology annotation, biological process: adenylate cyclase-activating adrenergic receptor signaling pathway; regulation of vasoconstriction; regulation of hormone secretion. Gene Ontology annotation, molecular function: G protein-coupled serotonin receptor activity. Lineage: Eukaryota; Metazoa; Chordata; Aves; Mesitornithiformes; Mesitornithidae. The record is from RefSeq and is a predicted model, not a curated record. Gene Ontology annotation, cellular component: plasma membrane.
CCGCCCUCAUCAGCCUGACCUGGCUCAUCGGCUUCUUGAUAUCCAUCCCGCCCAUGCUGGGCUGGAGGACGCCCGAGGACCGCUCGGAUCCCGACGCCUGCACCAUCAGCAAGGACCACGGAUACACCAUCUACUCCACCUUCGGCGCCUUCUACAUCCCGCUCCUCCUCAUGCUUUACAGGGCGCCCCGCUUCAGGACCCGCAAAACCGUCAAGAAAGCGGAGAAGAGGAAAAUCGCCGACACCUGCCUCACUCCUUCCCCGGCCGCCCUGCAGAAGAAAAGCAAUGGGGAGCCCGGCAAGGGCUGGCGGCGGACUGUGGAGCGCAAGCCUGGUGUCUGUGUCAACGGCGCCGUGCGGCAGGGCGAGGACGGGACCGCCCUGGAGAUCAUCGAGGUCCAGCGCUGGAACAGCUCCUCCAAGACUCACCUGCCGCUGCCCAGCGAGGCGUGCGGUUCCCCGCCGCCCCCCUCUUUCGAGAGGCGCAACGAGAAGAACACAGAGGCCAAGCGGAGGAUGGCUCUGUCCCGGGAGAGGAAGACUGUCAAGACCCUGGGCAUCAUUAUGGGCACCUUCAUCCUCU